Molecule: messenger RNA, 1992 nt
Organism: Seriola aureovittata
Lineage: Eukaryota; Metazoa; Chordata; Actinopteri; Carangiformes; Carangidae
Exons: 8
Coding region: 278-1882 (534 amino acids)
Molecular function (GO): signaling receptor activity
Source: RefSeq, a predicted model, not a curated record
UGUCAAGGAAAACUGGCAGUUUAGUGUGUUGCUGUUUACAUCACAGAUCAACUGGUUGCACUGCCGUCAUAUCAGAAUUGUGUUCAAAACUUUAUCAGGCGACACCAAAGGGCAAAGUGCAUCAAAUAUCAGUGAUCAUCUGUGGGAGAUGCAGAUUAAUAAAUAAUCCAAUUUAAAGUGUUCUUAUCAGGGUCGGGUUUUACAAUCAAGACAGUGAGAUAGUAAUAAGUAGCCCUUUCUUUCCGAGUUGCUCAGUGCUCGUCGCUGCCGUCUCAGGAUGUUCAAGUUAGUGCUGCUGUUCCUGACAGUGUCAGGCCUCCGGGCGCUCCCAAUCGCAGCCCCUAGAGGUUUGCAGGAGACAUCUUCAACCUACCAGCUCCCUGACGGCUUCAGACAAGGUACCGAGCCCUCUGGCCUGGUGGAAGAAGACAUCAGUGAGAUGGACACGAGAGAGGCUUUCAUUCAGCCCACUCUUGGGAAUGGAUUUGGAGAGAUGGAGAGAAGACAAUGGCUGAAAGAAGAGAUCUCUGAUGAUGUUCCAGUCCAGAGGAGCGGUAGUGGUUGGGUGCGAGUGGAGGAACCCUCUGCUCCUCAACUCCCAGAUGGUUUCAGGCAGGGAACCGAACCCAUGAUGUCGAUCCCAGAUGGUUUCAGACAGGGGACCGAACCCAUGAUGUCGAUCCCAGAUGGUUUUAGACAGGGAACCGAACCCAUGAUGUCGAUCCCAGAUGGUUUUAGACAGGGGACUGAACCCUUCAUGUCGAUCCCAGAUGGUUUUAGACAGGGGACUGAACCCUUCAUGUCGAUCCCAGAUGGUUUCAGACAGGGAACUGAACCCAUGAUGUCGAUCCCAGAUGGUUUCAGGCAGGGAACUGAACCCAUGAUGUCGAUCCCAGAUGGUUUCAGGCAGGGAACUGAACCCAUGAUGUCGAUCCCAGAUGGUUUCAGACAGGGGACUGAACCCAUGAUGUCGAUCCCAGAUGGUUUCAGACAGGGAACUGAACCCAUGAUGUCGAUCCCAGAUGGUUUCAGGCAGGGGACCGAACCCAUGAUGUCGAUCCCAGAUGGUUUCAGGCAGGGAACUGAACCCAUGAUGUCGAUCCCAGAUGGUUUCAGGCAGGGAACUGAACCCAUGAUGUCGAUCCAAGAUGGUUUCAGGCAGGGGACUGAACCCAUGAUGUCGAUCCCAGAUGGUUUCAGACAGGGGACUGAACCCAUGAUGUCGAUCCCAGAUGGUUUCAGACAGGGAACUGAACCCUUCAUGUCGAUCCCAGAUGGUUUUAGACAGGGAACUGAACCCAUGAUGUCUGAUAGUCUAAUAGAGGAACCUUUGAUGUCUAUCCCAGCUGGUUUCAGACAGGGAACAGAACCUGUUCAUAAUAUCCCAGAGGGCUUUAAGCAGGGAACCGAACCCUUCAUGUCUAUCCCAGGUAGUUUCAGACAGGGCACUGAACCCUCCUCUGGGAUCCAAACACAGGCAGUGGCAUGUAAGGGAGAGGUCAUAAAUGGAAACUGCUAUGAGUUCAACCCCACACCGAUGGCCUUCGAGGACGCACAGUUCUCAUGCAGAUCUGUUGCCCCAAAUGCUGAACUCGCAUCUGUAACCAGCGGCGACCUACAUGCCCGUCUGGUUUCCCUGGUGACCAAGGGCGGUGAGAACAACCCUGUGCUGACCUGGCUGGGAGGCAUGAUCGAGAACCAGCAGGCAUCAUGGGUAGACGGAUCACAGUGGACUUACAGCGACUGGAUGCCGGGACACCCCAACAUUCACACUGACAAACCUGUCUGUCUGGAGAUGUUCAAAAUUGAUGAGAGCUGGUGGACAGCAGCUGAUUGUGAACUGGAGAGAGCGUCCAUCUGCUCGUACCCAAUCACUGCCUGAAGACCACAAAGAGACACAGCAUGAGAGAGCGGCCAUCUUGGUUUGUUCUCGCAGUCAACAUUGUUUUCAUUACUUUGGGAUGUCUUCCUUCAAUAAAACAUUUGAUAUGC